AUGGCUCACUCGAAACCAAAGAGCGACGCUCCGUUCCUCUUCCCAAAAUGCGAAGCCUCUGUUUUACCAGACCCGUCUCGGUUCUUCAGCAACCAUCUCCUCUCAAACCCUCUCCCUACUAACUCUUUCUUCCAGAACUUCACUCUCGGUAAAGGCGACCAACCUGAGUACUUCCACCCUUACCUCAUCAAACCGGCUAAGUCAUCCCUCUCCAUCUCGUACCCGUCUCUGUUUCAUAACUCAGACUUCUUCCACGAGGUUUUCAAACCAGACAUUACCAUCUCCGGUUCACCCGUCGACCAGAGUUCCAGGCAAACUCACCAGAUCUCUUCAUUCAGCGAUCUCGGCGUCAAUCUAGACUUCCCUUCCUCUAAUCUCAGAUUCUUCCUCGUCAGAGGAAGCCCGUUUAUCACAUUCUCGGUCUCAUGCAACACGAUCACAAUCUCAACAAGCCACGAGUUCGUGUCCUUUUCCGGUAACAGCUUAUCUACAAAGUAUACGGCUAAGCUUAACAACAACCAAACAUGGUUGAUCUACGCCUCUUCUCCUAUCAAACUAACCAAACACGACAACUCCUCGAUUCGUUGCCGUGGCGAGUUUUCCGGUUUAAUCCGAAUGGCUGUGUUACCUAACUCCAAACCAGAUUUCGAACCGGUUCUCGACCGGUUCAGUCGCUCUUACCCGGUUUCCGGCGACGCAGACUUCACAAAGCCCUUCACUUUAGAGUACAAAUGGGAGAAGAGAGGCCACGGAGAUCUCCUGAUGCUCGCUCAUCCUCUUCAUCUGAAGCUCUUAUCAAAAGACAACGAAUCAGUCACCGUACUGAACAACAUCAAAUACAAAAGCAUCGACGGAGACUUAACCGGGACGUGGCACUCACUCAAAGGAGUGAAACAAGACUCGCCACGAGAAGAGAUCAUCUCAGCUCUCAUCAAAGACGUUAUCUCAUUAAACUCUUCGUCUCCGGUCUCGAGCUGGUCUUAUCACUACGGGAAAGUGAUAGCGAGAGCGGCGAGGCUGGCUUUGAUCGCAGAAGAGGUUUCUUAUCUCCAUGUGAUUCCGGAGAUCAGUAAGUACUUAAAGGACAUGAUCGAGCCGUGGCUUGACGGGAGUUUCGGACCGAACUCGUUUAUGUAUGCAUAUGAUCCUAAAUGGGGAGGUAUUAUCACAGUCCAAGGAUCGAGAAAUGCACGAGAAGAUCACGGGUAUGGGAUUUACAACAACCACCAUGUUCAUCUCGGUUACUUUCUCUACGCGAUCGCUGCGCUUGUUAAGAUCGAUCCUUUGUGGGGGAAGAGAUACAGAGCUCAUGCGUACACUCUUUUGGCGGAUUACAUGACGUUGGGGAGGAAAUGUGACCAAGCCGACACUCUUUCCACUCCUUAUCGGAAGAUAAAUGAUAAAUGA
This is a messenger RNA of Brassica oleracea var. oleracea, 1407 nucleotides long. RefSeq names its product putative endo-1,3(4)-beta-glucanase 2. Gene Ontology annotation, molecular function: endo-1,3(4)-beta-glucanase activity. NCBI's taxonomy places the organism in Eukaryota, Viridiplantae, Streptophyta, Magnoliopsida, Brassicales, Brassicaceae. The record is from RefSeq and is a predicted model, not a curated record.